This is a messenger RNA of Magnolia sinica, 1235 nucleotides long. Its product is annotated as plastid-lipid-associated protein, chloroplastic-like. The record is from RefSeq and is a predicted model, not a curated record. NCBI's taxonomy places the organism in Eukaryota, Viridiplantae, Streptophyta, Magnoliopsida, Magnoliales, Magnoliaceae. The coding region runs from base 73 to 1026 and encodes 317 amino acids. The transcript is spliced from 3 exons.
UUCUCAAAACUCCAUUCACAUCUCUCUCUCUCUCUCUCUCUCUCUCUCUCUCUCUCUCUCUCUAUUAUAAUCAUGGCCGGAGUUUCAUCCAUCAACCCGUUCCUAUGCAAGACCUUCUCUGUCAAUCGGCCGUGCCGCCGAUUGGGCUUCAACAACCCGUUUUCCCCUUCCAAUUCAAUCAUAAUUUCGCCCAAGAACUCGACCGAUGGAUUGAAAUUCUCAGCCUCGACUCGUAAUUGGGCUCAGCCCGCUAGAGCAACGGACGAUGAGUGGGGCCCAGAACCAAAGGAGGAGCUGGGCGGUGUGGCGACAACAGCACUGGUAGAAGAAGAGCCGAGCGAGGUGGAUAAGCUGAAACGGGGACUAGUUGAUUCACUGUACGGGACCGACAGAGGACUUAAGGCCAGCAGCGAGACGAGGGCUGAGAUAUUGGAGUUUAUUACUCAAUUGGAAGCCAAGAAUCCGACACCUGCUCCUACAGAGGCGUUGACACUUCUCAAUGGGAAAUGGAUUCUUGCGUACACGUCUUUCUCGGAUCUUUUUCCACUGUUGGGGAGGAGCCUUCCACUGGUGAAAGUGGGAGAGAUUUCACAGACCAUCGACUCUGAGGGAUUGACGGUGCAGAAUUCCGUCCAAUUCGAGGGCCCUUUGGCCACUACUUCCUUGAGCACCAACGCUAAAUUCGAAGUCCGGAGUCCCAAACGCGUACAGAUCAAGUUCGAAGAAGGAAUUAUAGGCACACCCCAGCUGACAGACUCCAUUGUCGUCCCAGAAAACGUGGAGUUCCUGGGCCAAAAGAUCGACCUCUCUCCUUUCAAAGGCAUAAUAUCUUCAGUCCAGAACACGGCGUCAUCCGUCGUCAAGAGCCUCUCCAGCCAACCGCCCCUGAAAAUUCCAAUCACCAGCACUAAUGCACAAUCAUGGUUGCUGACCACUUACCUUGACGAAGAGCUACGUAUCUCGAGAGGAGACGGUGGCAGCGUCUUCGUUCUCAUCAAGGAAGGCUGCUCACUCCUAUCGCCCUAAAAACUCUUUUUUCUUACCUCAAUAAUCUGCUCUCAUCAAGGACAGAUAGGCGCUCUGAAAUAAUGCUUGGACACUGAAUUUGGAAAUCUGAUGUGUUCUGGAAAACAAUGUGGUGUGGUGUGGUGUGGUUUUAGUAGUUUGUACACAUUAACACAACACAUAUGGCUAUAAUUCAGGAUGGUUGAGAAUCAGAUAAAUACAUUGUCUAA